Molecule: messenger RNA, 3036 nt
Organism: Aureobasidium subglaciale EXF-2481
Lineage: Eukaryota; Fungi; Ascomycota; Dothideomycetes; Dothideales; Saccotheciaceae
Exons: 2
Coding region: 227-2896 (889 amino acids)
Biological process (GO): DNA replication initiation; double-strand break repair via break-induced replication; mitotic DNA replication preinitiation complex assembly
Cellular component (GO): DNA replication preinitiation complex
Molecular function (GO): DNA replication origin binding; chromatin binding; single-stranded DNA binding
Source: RefSeq, a predicted model, not a curated record
CGAACACGCAUAUACCCAAGACGAAUAACGCCGUUCUUUUGCUCCGCAUAGCACUGUACAGCUGUGCUCGAGUGGCCAUCUCAGAAUCACAGACUGUCCAAAACAUAGCAUGAGACAUUACGACAUUCCUUCAAAACGCGUCACGACCACGACUUAGAUUGAACGACUCUCUUGAAGAAGGAACGAUUGACCUCGACGCAUGCCUUCCUAAUACAACACCUUCACCAUGUAUCUUCCUCGAACGCUUCUCUCACAUCUCUACACACAUCUGGUCCGCAACACGCACCCACUCUCACCGCCAGUCUUGAUACUCGUAUCACUCGACCCGGAUGCUCUCUGCGCGUGUCGGAUCCUCACAGCACUUCUCAAACGCGACUACAUUCCUCACAAAGUCCAACCGAUAGCUGGAUACAGUGAAUUGGCAGCCGCGGGAAAAGAUCUUGUCCUCCCUUUGACGCGUCAACAUGGUGGACAAGGAGGCAUUGUCGUCUGUCUAGGCGUCGGUGGACUGGUUGACUUGGAAGAGAUGCUGGGUCUGGACGGAGGUGAAGAUGCGGAGACACAAAUAAACAUGUACGACCACGGCGUUGAAGUCUGGGUCGUCGAUGCUCGUAGGCCGUGGAACUUGCAAAAUGUCUUUGGCACAGGUGUCAUGGCACCACCAGAGGAGCAAGACACAGUAGCAAAGAGGAGAAGAGGUGUCGACGGCGGCAAACUGCUACCAUCAUAUACGCCGGGGAGAGGAGGCAUCAUUGUCUAUGAUGACGGCGACAUUGAGCAAGAGCUGAAUGCUGAAAAGGAAGCCUUUUGUGCUUUGCAAGACAUGCCCGACAUUGACGAAGAAGCAGAUGAUGGUGACUCUGACGAAGAGAGCGAUUCGGAAGAUGCUGUUGAAGAUUCGCAGACGAAAAAGAGGAAGACUUGGAGCGACGACGACGUCGAGGAAGAGGCCGACAGUGAAGAUGAUGCUGACCGACCUUAUCAAAGGCGACGAAGCAAUUCAAACACAUCAAUACCUGCCACGCCUAGAUCACCAGCGUCACGACACGAACGACUUGAAAUGUCAAAUCAUCCCUCAUCCUCACAGCUCGGUCCAGUUCCGUCGUCACCGCCACUUCAACCCAAGGAACCAUCUGCACGCUCGCUACGUCGCAAGCUACUCAAGAUGAAGCGAAAGCACGAAGCCGUUCUGGAAGCAUACUACUCGUUAGGCACUUCGGCCUCUGAGCCCAUAUCUUCCAUGCUGUAUUCACUUGCUUCCGAGCUUGGUCGCGAAGACAAUGAUCUUCUCUGGCUGGCACUCGUAGGCAUGUCUUCUACCGAGCUCUACGGCAGAUCAAAGACUGCAAACUCCGAGACACGCCAGAACCCAUGGAACCUGAGUAGAGGUGAUCAGAUCCGAGAUGUACUUCGCGAUGAAGUCCGCCGUCUGAACCCCGUGCCAGCUUCAGAUAUUGCCAGGGAAAGAGACGAAGCAGGAGGUAUCAUUCCUACUCACGCUCGAUCACCAACGGACAACUCGAUCCGUCUGUCCCCAGAGCCGAAAUUUCUUCUCAUUAGACAUUGGUCAUUGUAUGAGAGCAUGCUGCAUUCACCAUAUCUGUCAUCACGACUACACAUCUGGUCCGAUGCUGGACGAAGGAGGUUGCACAAACUUCUGGCCAAGAUGGGUGUUUCCCUAGCUGAAGCCGAAAAGGGCUACACACACAUGGAUAUGGAGCUCAAGCGUGGCCUUCGAGAACGUCUGCUCAAGUUCGCUCCCAUGUACGGCCUUGAUGGCUUGGUACCGCCCGAAGACAGUCACCAUCACAGACAUGAAGGUUGGGGAUUCGUCCGCUCCUGGGGCUGGCAAGCCUGUCUGUCCGCUGUCGACGUCGCUGUCAUCACAAGUGCCAUCCUCGAAGUGGGCACAGAACGCAUUUUCGAAUCCAUCUCUGCCGCCACACCACAAACCGACUUCCGCAUGAAGGUCUACUCCAAUUACAAUUCACGUAUGCAAACACUACCUACACCACCCACAUCACACAACGGCGACUCAUCACCAUCAGCGUCGCAACUCGAGCUCGAUGCUUCAAUCUCAGAUCCUGACUGGACGACUCACCGUUUCUUCGCCGCAUACGAUGCUUUGUCGCCUUCGUCCUCUGCUCUCCAUCUGCUGCUAUCUCAUGUACCCACAGCACAACAUUUGCACAGAGCUAUUCUCCGUACCGGCAGUGCAUUGGUAUCGAAACACCAAAUCCGCCAUUUACGCGCUUUUCGCAUGGGCGUUGUCCGCGAAGGACCCGAUGUAGGUCUCUUCAUCCACCCCGGCGCCCUUGUGAAACUCGCCACCUGGAUUGCCGAAGCCAUUUCCGUGCUUGAAGCAGAAAAAGGCGCCAAACGCAGCAAUGACAAUGCACUGGUUCUCGCUGCUCUGGAUGAGCGUAGGGGAGUAUAUGUGGUCGUUGGUCUUGGUGGUGGAGACGCAGCAUCAGGACGCGUGAGAAGCCGUGCAGAGCAAAAGGCGCGCGCGGACAAGAAAGCAGCAAAAGAAGCACAGAAAGCGGAGAAGAAGGCUCAGAAAGCGGUUCAACGCGCUCAACGCAAACAAGAUCGCCGAGAGCGCGACGAGGCAAAUGGCAUCUUCGUGGACAGCGAUGAUGAAGCCUCUGACGCCGAAUCACUUUCCUCUGGCUCUGAUUCCAGCGACUCGGAGUCCGAAGACGAAGAAGAGGUUGAAAAGAGAAAGGAGAGAGGGUAUGGCAGCAACAAGUUCGGCUCUGCUUUCCAGGAAGUUGUCGAGGAGACUGGAGCCAGAGUGAGGAUUGAUUCGUUCGAGCAUGAGGUUGUCGAGGUCAAGAAGGAGGAUCUGAGUGGGUUUUUGGAGGCAUUGAGUUUUAAGGCUGUUGUUGGAUGAUUUCUGUUUGAUGCUUGAUGUUGUGGAAGGGAGCAUCGCUGUUGAUGUGAUGCAUUCAUAUGGCAUGAAAGGGGAACUGGCGUUUGCACCUGAUUACUUGUCUCACUUUGUUUUUUUCUUAUGCUAGAAAGCGCUUAUGU